Alnus glutinosa is the source of this 1165-nucleotide messenger RNA. RefSeq lists its product as uncharacterized. The record is from RefSeq and is a predicted model, not a curated record. The coding region runs from base 440 to 847 and encodes 135 amino acids. NCBI's taxonomy places the organism in Eukaryota, Viridiplantae, Streptophyta, Magnoliopsida, Fagales, Betulaceae. The transcript has 3 exons.
GUUUUGUUUGUCUUUUAAGUUUCCAAUUUGGUCUUGUCUCUCUCUAGGCUAUCCAGCUAAGGUUUUCAUCUCUUUCUUGUUCUUUCUAAUCUCAGAUAUUUACAUUAGGUUUCUUUCUUCUUCCUUUGUUCAACAUUAACAAUGGAGGUGAAAUCCUCAAAGAGGGUAUGAUAGUCUUUUUAGGAUCUAUACAAUAGGAGUAAUUUGUUUGCGUCUGGUAGAUUACAAAAAAGGUGUCUUUUCUAACACACAAACUGAAGAAACAGAGGUUUCUGGACAGUUUCAGGUUUGUUUCUGAGACACCUGUUUCUCUUAGAGUUGGCCUUCAUUAUCAGAAACCUCCAAAACUCAAAUUCCUUUCUGGGUUUCACUUCUUUCACUGCAAAAGAUUGUCUUUCGAAUCCUAAAACUCAGAACCACUAGUGCAUGCAAUUAUUUCAUGAGGUUUUUGUUCUGCAAGAUUCAUUGUCCGUCCUUCAUUUGCUUUUGCAAACCCUCUCCUCACAUUUACACUCCUGGACCAUUGAAAUUGGAAAAUACCCCACAUGUGCCUACAAAACUUGUCUCAGUUCCUGAAGCCUCUGAUCAAUUACCUGGUGAGACCAUUGAGGUCAAGGAAGAGAGUUCAGAUGGGAAACAACCACCAGCUGAGAACUGCCUGAAAAGCAGUCUCAGAAGGCCGACUUCGGCAUCAGGUGCUGUGGAAGAGAAUCAGAAGAAGCAAGUACAAUGGAUGGAUUUCUUAGGGAAAGAACUUGUUGAAAUCAGGGAAUUUGAAUCCAGUGAAAUAGAGUAUGCUGACAAUGAAUAUGACGACAACAGAGGAUGUGUUUGUGUUAUUCUAUGAACCUGCUCAAUCAGCUUCUGCUUCUGCUCUGCCAUUCCCAACAGCGAUUAUUACAGCAGCGACAAGAGAAGGACAAAACAGCUUAAUGGUCUGAACUUCAUCGUACUUAUCAUGUGUGGGAAAGGAGCUACAUCAGGCUGAAGGUUCGACUUUGAUUCUCUUUGGUGCUGCCUCAUCAGCUUUCUCCAAGACUACUUCAGAAGAAUCCUAUAUAGUAGAUAGUUAAUUGCUUUUCUUUUGUAAGAAUGCCAAGCUAUUAUUUGUUUUAUUUUACGCAACAAGAUUUGAUUCUUCAACAGCUAAUGAAGUUUCAGGCAA